Molecule: messenger RNA, 1575 nt
Organism: Durotheca rogersii
Lineage: Eukaryota; Fungi; Ascomycota; Sordariomycetes; Xylariales; Xylariaceae
Exons: 1
Coding region: 173-1495 (440 amino acids)
Molecular function (GO): protein binding
Source: RefSeq, a predicted model, not a curated record
CAUCAAUACCUACAGGUUGCCGUUUGAUUGGGCGAAGCGCUCAUUGGCUGAUGCCUUAGGACUCACAAGCGUGUCGGCCGCAGACCGUCUCUCCAUUUGUUUCCGCGUCUUGUCUGCCCACCCCAGCUGCUUAUAGUUGUCGUGGAUUCGGUCCUCCGGUGGGAACAGCAAGAUGGCUAUUAUGAUCCCUGAAAUCCUAUGCCUGAUCUGCUCGUUCCUCGACAUCAAAGAUGUGCGCAGAUUCCGGCUUUGCUGCAGAGCCUUCGCGGAUGCGGGCGCCUGCUUCGUCCACAACGAGGUGGUGUUUUACCUGCACCCCACCGACCUAGAAAUGCUUCGGACCAUCUCCUUGCACCCUAUCGCGUCCAAGAAUGUUCUCUCGUUGGUCUACGUCGGCCUCACCAUGGAAAGGGCCAGCGAGUACUCGACGGCGGACACGCGGAAGAUGAACCUGUACGAGUUCUGUGGGCACCUUGCUAUUGUCAAGACCAGAGAGGCCAUGGCACGUCGCCAAUUCGGCCUACCCACCACUAAGAUAGACCUGGACCAGUUCGUCGUACCCUACAAGAACUACGAUGCUACCGUGGCACAGCAGGAGAAGAUCUUGCAGGAGAACGCGGAUAUCUCCUGCAUCGAGGAGGCCGUCUCUCGGUUCCCCUCCCUCGAAGAGGUCACCAUGGCCUCGGGGACUUGGUCCCGGAAGGGCAAGCGGAAGACUCCGUUCGACAGCUGCAUGGUCAUCCCUGGAGAGUUCCUGCUGCCCGAGGGGUGCCGCCAGCUCGACUCUCUGCUCUCGGCCGUGUACAAGGCGAAUAUCAAGUUGAGGAAGUUGACUGUCGGGUCAUUCAGCUGGAAGUUCUUCCAAAAGCCGCCUGCUGAACUCAGCCGCGCUCUUUCUCCUUGUUCCGAGCUGACCUGCCUCGAGUUGUGCAUCGAUACUGCGAGUGAUCUCGUGGGCGACCCAGCUGACGGCGCCGAGGUCACUCACUGCCAGCGCUUGAUGGAAACGGGACUACUACGUGACUUCAUCAAAUCCCUUCACGCGCUCCAGACCCUUCACGUCAUCUUCCAGUGGUACUCGAACGAAAAUAGCUACACCCCUAGACUCGAAGAAGUCAUAGAACCGAGGCACAGAUGGGAACACCUGGACAGCCUCACCCUAGGCAAUAUCAAGUGCGAACGCCAAGAUCUGAUGUCUCUACUGAGGAGGCACAGAAGCACGCUCAAGGAGCUGUGUCUACGGGACAUUUCCCUGCGCUCCACAUCGUGGCAAGCGCUUCUCCCGAAGAUUCGAAAGUGGCUAGUCUUGGACGUGGCCUGCGUCUGCGGCGAGCUGUCCGGACAUGGUGAGGGUAAACCAUACGAAGAAUACUGGGAUCUCUCAUACCCGGACGAGCGCAGCAACAGCGCCCUUCGCUACAGGGUCAAUGACUAUCUAGUAAACGAUACGGUCAAGCGUUGCCCUCUUCAUGAACGGAAUAUAUAUUCGGAUUGACCGCCACCGGAGAGAACGGAGGGCCGAAUGAAGUCGAAGUCAGCGUUUUCAAAUUCCCACCCUGCCUAAGCGAUUGCGCA